This is a messenger RNA of Salvelinus namaycush (lake trout), 4586 nucleotides long. Its product is annotated as myosin-10-like. Gene Ontology annotation, molecular function: cytoskeletal motor activity; ATP binding; protein binding. The annotation marks the transcript as partial. The record is from RefSeq and is a predicted model, not a curated record. Lineage: Eukaryota; Metazoa; Chordata; Actinopteri; Salmoniformes; Salmonidae. Gene Ontology annotation, cellular component: myosin complex. The transcript is spliced from 26 exons.
UGGCAGCCCAGACAGCUAAAGGACAAGGCUGACUUCUGCAUCAUCCACUACGCUGGCAAGGUGGACUACAAGGCAGAUGAGUGGCUGAUGAAGAACAUGGACCCCCUGAAUGACAACGUGGCCACGCUGCUCAACCAGUCCACUGACAAGUUUGUGUCGGAGCUCUGGAAAGAUGUGGACCGCAUCGUGGGCCUGGACCAGGUGGCGGGCAUGGCGGAGACGACGUUCGGCGCCACCUACAAGACCAAGAAGGGCAUGUUCCGCACGGUGGGCCAGCUCUACAAGGAGUCCCUCACCAAGCUCAUGGCCACCUUGAGGAACACCAACCCCAACUUCGUCCGCUGUAUUAUCCCCAACCACGAGAAGAAGGCUGGUAAGCUGGAGCCCCAUCUGGUUCUGGACCAGCUGAGGUGUAAUGGAGUUCUGGAGGGGAUCCGUAUCUGCAGACAGGGCUUCCCCAACCGCAUCGUCUUCCAGGAGUUCAGACAGAGGUACGAGAUCCUGACCCCUAAUGCCAUCCCCAAGGGCUUCAUGGACGGGAAACAGGCCUGCGAGAGGAUGAUCCGAGCGUUGGAACUGGACCCCAACCUGUUCCGUAUCGGCCAGAGUAAGAUCUUCUUCAGGACCGGAGUCCUGGCCCACCUGGAGGAGGAGAGAGACCUGAAGAUCACUGACAUCAUCAUCUACUUCCAGUCUGUCUGCCGCGGCUACCUGGCACGCAAGGCAUUUGCUAAGAAGCAGCAGCAGCUGAGUGCUCUGAAGGUCCUCCAGAGGAACUGUGCUGCCUACCUCAAGCUGCGCCACUGGCAGUGGUGGAGACUCUUCACCAAGGUGAAACCUCUGCUCCAGGUGACCCGGCAGGAGGAGGAGAUGCAGACCAAAGACGAGGAGCUGGUCAAGGUGAAGGAGAGACAGAGCAAGGUGGAGGGAGAGCUGGUGGAGAUGGAGAGGAAACACCAACAGCUCCUAGAGGAGAAGAACAUCCUUGCAGAGCAGUUGCAGGCGGAGACGGAGCUGUUUGCCGAGGCGGAGGAGAUGAGGGCCCGCCUGGCCGCUAAGAAGCAGGAGCUGGAGGAGAUCCUCCACGACCUGGAGUCCAGAGUGGAGGAGGAGGAGGAGAGGAACCAGAGCAUGCAGAACGAGAAGAAGAAGAUGCAGUCCCACAUCCAGGAUCUAGAGGAGCAGUUAGAUGAAGAGGAGGCAGCCAGGCAGAAGCUGCAGCUGGAGAAGGUGACUGCCGAGGCCAAGAUCAAGAAGAUGGAGGAGGACAUUCUACUGCUGGAGGACCAGAACUCCAAGUUCCUCAAGGAGAAGAAGCUGCUGGACGACCGUGUGGCCGAGAUGACCUCCCAGCUGACAGAGGAGGAGGAGAAGGCCAAGAACCUGGGCAAGGUCAAGAACAAGCAGGAGGUGAUGAUGGUUGACCUGGAAGAGCGCCUGAAGAAGGAGGAGAAGACUCGCCAGGAGCUGGAGAAGGCCAAGAGGAAGCUAGACGCUGAGACCACGGACCUCCAGGACCAGAUAGCUGAGCUACAGGCCCAGAUAGAGGAGCUCAAGAUCCAGCUGGCCAAGAAGGAGGAAGAGCUACAGGCCGCUCUGUCCAGGAAAAGGAAUCUCAGCUUGGGCAUGGCAGCCAUGACGGAUCGUCUCACACCUCAGAGGGAAUUGUUCAAGUCCAACCUGGAGAAGAACAAGUGUACCCUGGAGAGUGACAACAAGGAGCUGGUGAGCGAGGUGAAGGGGCUUCAGCAGGCCAAGACAGAGUCAGAACACAAGAGGAAGAAGAUGGAGGCUCAGCUGCAGGAGUUCAUGGCCCGAGCCACCGAGGGAGAGAGGGCUAAAGUAGAACUGGCCGACCGCACACACAAACUACAGACGGAACUGGACACUGUCUCCGCCCUGUUGGAGGACGCUGAGAAGAAGGGAAUCAAGCUGGCCAAGGAUUCAGCAGGCCUGGAGAGUGCGUUACAGGACACACAGGAGCUGCUCCAGGAGGAGACUCGUCAGAAGCUGAACCUGAGCUCUCGUAUCCGUCAGCUGGAGGAGGACAAGAGCACCCUGCAGGAGCAGCAGGAGGAGGACGAGGAGGCCCGCAGGAACCUGGAGAAACAACUGGCCACGCUGCAGGCUCAGCUGUUUGAGUCUAGGAAGAAGCUGGAUGAGGACGUGGGGACCCUGGAGUCUCUGGAGGAGGUGAAGAGGAAGCUACAGAAGGACAUGGAGUUGACCAGCCAGCGGCUGGAGGAAAAAGCCUCCGCCUUCGAUAAGAUGGAAAAGACCAAGACCCGCCUGCAGCAGGAGCUGGACGACCUCAUGGUGGACCUGGACCACCAGAGGACCAUCGUCUCGAACCUGGAGAAGAAGCAGAAGAAGUUCGACCAGCUCCUGGCUGAGGAGAAGACCAUCUCUACCCGCUAUGCUGAGGAGCGUGACAAGGCCGAGGCUGAGGCCAGGGAGAAGGAGACCAAGGCUCUGUCUAUGGCCCGGGCUCUGGACGAGGCCCUGGAGGCCAAGGAGGAGUUUGAGAGGCUCAACAAGCAGCUGAGGACUGAGAUGGAGGACCUGAUGAGCUCCAAGGACGACGUGGGCAAGAGCGUCCAUGAGCUGGAGAAAUCGAAGCGCACCCUGGAGCAGCAGGUGGAGGAGAUGAGGACCCAGCUGGAGGAGCUGGAGGACGAGCUGCAGGCCACAGAGGACGGCAAGCUGCGUCUGGAGGUCAACAUGCAGGCCAUGAAGGCCCAGUUCGACAGGGACCUGCAGGCCAGAGACGAACAGAACGAGGAGAAGAAGAGGACGCUGGUCAAACAGGUUCGUGAGAUGGAGGCAGAGCUGGAGGAUGAGAGGAAGCAGAGAGCCCUGGCCGUGGCAGCUAAGAAGAAGCUGGAGAUGGACCUCAAGGACCUGGAGGGGCAAAUAGAAGCAUCCAACAAGGCCAGAGAUGAAGCCAUCAAACAGCUCAGAAAACUACAGGCCCAGAUGAAGGACUACCAGAGGGAGUUGGAGGAGGCCAGAGCAUCCCGUGAUGAGAUCUUUGCACAGUCUAAAGAGAACGAGAAGAAACUAAAGGGCCUGGAAGCUGAGAUCCUACAGCUGCAGGAGGACCUGGCGGCUUCAGAGAGGGCCCGUAGACACGCUGAGCAGGAGAGAGACGAGCUAGCCGACGAGAUCUCAAAUAGCGCCUCUGGAAAGUCGGCCCUGCUAGAUGAGAAGAGGAGGCUGGAGGCCCGCAUCUCGCAGCUGGAGGAGGAACUAGAGGAGGAACAGAGCAACAUGGAGCUGCUCAACGACCGCUUCCGCAAGACCACCAUGCAGGUGGACAUCCUGAACACGGAGCUAGCUGGGGAGCGCAGCGCGGCCCAGAAGAGUGAGAACGCCCGUCAAGGAAUGGAGAGGCAGAACAAGGAGCUGAAGGCCAAGCUGGGAGAGCUGGAGGGGGCAGUCAAGUCCAAGUUCAAGGCUGCCAUCACCGCCCUGGAGGCCAAGAUACUGCAGCUGGAGGAGCAACUGGAGCAGGAGGCCAAGGAGAGGGCAGCAGCCAAUAAGAUCGUCCGACGCACAGAGAAGAAGCUGAAAGAGGUGGUGAUUCAGGUGGAGGACGAGCGUCGCCAUGCCGACCAGUACAAGGAGCAGAUGGAGAAGGCCAACUCUCGUAUGAAGCAGCUGAAGCGUCAGCUGGAGGAGGCUGAGGAGGAGGCUACCAGGGCCAACGCCUCCCGUAGGAAACUACAGAGGGAGCUGGACGACGCCACCGAGGCCAGCGAGGGCCUGACCCGCGAGGUCAACACACUCAAGAACCGCCUCAGGCGUGGAGGCCCCAUCAGCUUCUCGUCUAGCCGUUCAGGCCGCAGCCGGCAGCUCCAGAUCGACGGAACCUCCGUGGACAAUUCUGACGACGACGCCGACAGCCGCGCCAGCGACCACAACGACACGCAAGCCUCCAACCAGACAGAAUAGACGCCUCCUGCUAAUCCUACCAACCCUAUCGAUUAGCCAGCCUGGCAGCAUGGUGACUACAACACCUCAGCCUCUCCAUCUGUCCCCGAGUCAACAGCAGGGAGAACCAGGGUCCUGUUCAUUAAGCACCAAAACAGAAGAAAACAGUCCGAAACAGGGAGGGACUACCUGGAUUUGUCCAAUAAGAACCGCUCGUUUUCAUUUUCCGUUGAAAGACGCUUUCAAACGUUUUGCUACGGUGUGUUCUAAUGAAUACGACCUAGACCACCCCACCCCUCCCAGAAAUGCUCCCUCCCUGGGGAUGACAAAACAAUUACUCCCACUUGAGCGGCUUACUCUGCCUUACUCUAACAAUAUUCCUACUCUACUUUGGCUAGCUGCUCGGCCCGGCGAGUGUCCCAACGAUCUUAAUAUAGUCCUCCCUAGGCGUGGAAUUAUGUGCUUAAAUUAAUAUGUAAACUUAUGUCCAAGUGAUUUUUACUUAUGAACUAUGCGUGUGUGCACAUGUGAGUAUGUAAGGUAUGUGUAUGCCCCUGAAUGCCAAACUGCAAGGAAAGGAGCGAAACUAGGAAAUGUUCACUUUUGUCAUCCUCCUCCCACAUGAAACAAAACAUUGUCUUGUAAUACAAGUG